AUGAUUGAUCAAUUCAUCAAUUUCAUUAUUCGGCCUCCCAGGGCUCAGUAUAAUCCAGAUCAUUACCUAUGGGAAAAGGAAUUCAUCCUUUCAGGAAAAAAAUACCAAAGGAAGGAUUUGGAGCUCAAGAAUGCUAGAGGAUAUACUUUGCAGUGUAGUCAUUACCUCCCUUUUUCUGUCCCGGAAGAUAUUUCUCUUCCUUGUGUUGUAUAUUGCCAUGGAAAUAGUGGAUGUAGGGCAGAUGCCAAUGAAGCCGCUGUGAUUCUUCUUCCAUCAAAUAUUACUGUUUUUACGCUUGACUUCUCGGGAUCAGGCUUAUCUGAUGGUGACCAUGUUAGCCUUGGUUGGCACGAAAAAGAAGACCUCAAAAUGGUGGUGUCGUAUUUAAGAGAGGACAAACAAGUAUCUCGUAUAGGUCUCUGGGGACGAUCAAUGGGUGCUGUCACUUGCCUUCUUUAUGGUGCUGAAGACUCUUCUAUUGCUGGAAUGGUGUUGGAUAGCGCCUUUUCAAACUUAUAUCGCUUGAUGAUGGAGCUUGUUGAUGUCUAUAAAAUUCGACUUCCAAAGUUCACUCUCAAAAUGGUUGUACAAUACAUGCGGCGGGUUAUUGAGAAGAAAGCAAAGUUUGAUAUUAUGGACCUUAACUGUUUGCAGGCUGCACCGAAGACAUUCAUUCCUGUUUUAUUUGGACAUGCUAACGACGACGAUUUCGUUCAUCCUCACCAUUCUGAUCUCAUUUCUGAAUCCUAUGCGGGAAAUAAAAAUACCAUAAAAUUUGAGGGUGAUCACAACUCUAUUCGACCACAGAUCUUCUACGAUUCAGUUUGUAUUUUUUUCUAUAAUGUCCUCCGCCCUCCUCACAUUCCUAAAGCUCGUAGAUUUGAGAAAUAUUACAGUAUGAGGGAUACAAGAGUUGGUUCUGCUGUGGACGAGGACGUAUUAUAUGAUAUAGUCUCUAGUUUGCGGUCUUCAACUAUUGAUGAUGCCGCUUCAUCUUCUGCUUCUACAACCAUUUCAAAUUCGAUUCUAUCCUCAAAGUCUGAGAUUAGAGAAGAAACAACACAUGGCUGUGGGGAACCUGUAGAUUCAAAGGAUGAGCCAAAUUCUCCAACUGAAGAUUAUUUCUCAUAUUGUGGCUCAACAAAAGAAAGCUGGGGUGGUGAUAAUGAUUCUGAAGUAUUUGCAACACCUUUGGGAAGUAUGAGAGAGACACUCGAAGAACAAAAAGGUGAAAAGAAUCAAAAGAAGAAGAAGAAGAAAGCCGAAACAGUCGGAAAGAAACUGAAACCAGACAGGUUUGAGAAGUUGGAGUCCAUUAGUCGACGCCUGCGGCUCUGCAUUUUGAAGGGAUAUGCCCAUCGAAGACACCAAUCCUCUUGA
Vicia faba (fava bean) is the source of this 1380-nucleotide messenger RNA. Lineage: Eukaryota; Viridiplantae; Streptophyta; Magnoliopsida; Fabales; Fabaceae. The record is from the annotation of a GenBank genome assembly.